AUGGCAGAACCACGAGGCGCGGCCGCCCGACUGCGGCGCACAUUCCACUACCCCACAGACGAUGAUUCGGCCGACUCGCAACCCGAAGCGAUGGACGAAGAGGAGCAAGACCUCCUCAUCCAACGCCUAGCCGAAGAAAACGCCGCCCGAAACGCCCAGUUCCGCACCUUCCUCCUCGCCCUACCCCUCCUCACGACGAUACCCUACCUGAUCUCCAUUCUCCGCCUGACCUCCAUGAUGACCUCGCUCCUGUCCAUCACGUCCCUCCUAUCGACGGCCUACCUCCUCCACACCCAACCGCCAGGACAGACGGGCAUCCCCUUCAUCGACGCCUGGUCGCGCCCCAAGACGCCGCGCGCGAGUCCGGCUUCUUCGCUCGAGUCUUCGACGUCGUCAGUGUCCGGGGCAUCGUCGCAGGCCUACGCGGGACCGUCCCAGCGCCGACCCAGACGGAGCUCAUUCUCCUUCAACGAGGAGCACAAGUCUCCCCUGGAGCAGUACCUGCCGUACCUCAACCUGGGACUGUGUGCGAUGCUGGUCUUGACGGGUAUGGUGACGAAGCCAGGGGACAGGGGCACUUUCGGACACGUCGGCCUGGGAAACCUCCCUGCCAUCGUGUACGUGGUAAUCAUCAUUGCAAAGGUGGUAAUGGGCAGCGUAGACCCCGAAAAGGAGUUGGCCGCGCUCAAGUAUGACUACAAGGGUGCAUAG
Molecule: messenger RNA, 711 nt
Organism: Colletotrichum karsti
Lineage: Eukaryota; Fungi; Ascomycota; Sordariomycetes; Glomerellales; Glomerellaceae
Exons: 2
Coding region: 1-711 (236 amino acids)
Source: RefSeq, a predicted model, not a curated record